GCUGCUAGACUGAAGACCUUAACAGUCUAAUUUAGUCUAUUAAUAGUUUAGAUAAAAAUUCGUCGAAAAUACAUCAAAAAUAUAAAUAAAAAGUUACGUUAUGUUAUGGGAGUAAAUGAAUUUAAAUCUAGAAAAAUAAUUAGGAUAGUUAUAGAACAAGCCAGGUAUGGACAUAUAUUUCCCUUUAAUGUUGAUUAUUCUUGGUAUGAUGUAUAAUUCUGCAAUGGACGUUUCACUGGAAAGGACUAUGGAUGAGAAAUUGGUUCUGUGUGGGGAAACUUUAACUUCUCUAUUCUCAGCGCUUUGUAUUGAAAGCUACAGCCCAUACCAACAUCCGUAUAGUAGAAGAAAAAGGGCCAUAGCCCAAGAAUGUUGUGUUGAACCCUGCACCACAAAUGAGCUGCUCUCGAAUUAUUGCAAAGUCCAAAACGAGACUGCUGUCGAAAUGUUUCGUCAAGGUCACGCCACAGAUCUGUUCCAAUUUUACCUCAGAAGAAAAUCGUUCAAGAGAUUCAAACAUAAAAGGCCGAGAAGAUCAUGCAAAUCACCUAGAAAACACACAAAAGAAGAAAAAUACAUACUCUCCAGAAACGUACCUCAGUACAUCAUCGGGUACACUCCAUAUGAAGAAAAUGUUCCUUUAUUAGUACCAAUUUCUAUGAAAUAAAAAAGAAAAAUUCACUAGAAACAAGAAAAAACAACUAAACACUUAAACCUAAUGAGCAGAGUCUUUUUUCUUAUCUAUCUAAAUCUGGUACCAAAAGAACAAAAUAAUUGACUAUUUAUACAGGGUGCCAUUUAAAUAAGUUUUUAAUAAGUAUUUUAAAAUUGAAAAUUACAGAAAAAGUUAAAUAACUCGGUUAUUUUCAAUUUAUUUUAACAAUGUCAAAAUAGAAAAUAUGUUUCUUUUGUCCAGAUGUACCAACUUUUAUACCAUGUAUAUUAAAAAAUAUUUUCUGUGGCACUAUUAAUAAAAAUGUAAUGCACAUUGUGUUGAUUGUGUGUAUUGUGCCUGUGUGAUGUGUCUUAUUUUUGUAUACAACUUUUCUAUAACAUGAGCU
Sitophilus oryzae (rice weevil) is the source of this 1061-nucleotide messenger RNA. RefSeq lists its product as uncharacterized. The record is from RefSeq and is a predicted model, not a curated record. Gene Ontology annotation, molecular function: hormone activity. The transcript has 5 exons. Bases 167 to 667 code for a protein of 166 amino acids. Lineage: Eukaryota; Metazoa; Arthropoda; Insecta; Coleoptera; Curculionidae. Gene Ontology annotation, cellular component: extracellular region.